Messenger RNA from Melanotaenia boesemani (Boeseman's rainbowfish), 1905 nucleotides. Its product is annotated as ankyrin repeat and SOCS box protein 12-like. The record is from RefSeq and is a predicted model, not a curated record. Lineage: Eukaryota; Metazoa; Chordata; Actinopteri; Atheriniformes; Melanotaeniidae. Bases 892 to 1851 code for a protein of 319 amino acids. Gene Ontology annotation, molecular function: protein binding. The transcript has 4 exons.
GUUUCACUUUGAUUCUUUCAUAUUUCAUCGCCAUUUUUGGAAAGAGGUUUGGGUGGUUUGUAUUAAAUGAAUCUCUGAAAUCCACAUUAAUUUGCUCUUGUUCUGUGUGCUUAAACAAAUAACUAAAACCUCAUCAUGUGUUUGUACAAUGCCAAGAAUCUGACAAUCUGCCAUCUGCUGAAAGAAUGUGUGUCUCAGCCCCCUGUCUAAACAUGGGGGGACAAUAAGAGGACACGGGUGGGUUUGGUAGAGAAGCAGCUGACUAGAUUCUCCUCUAAAGCCUCAGAAAGCCACACAGCUGAGACUUACUAAACCAAAUGCUGUGCUGUGAGUCAGGAAAUAACAGAGAAACUCCAUAACUGCUGUUUCAUACAAAUUAUUUGGAGUCAUCUCCACAGUGGGGAAAUGUAAAUUGCAGCUGCUCAUUUCAUCAUGCCGCACACCAAACCAUGACAAAAAGAUACCUCAGUGUACUCAAUCAUUUAUUAGAUUUUUAACACAGGGAAAGACCAAGUUACACCCACCAAUCAUAGAGUGUUGCAGUUCUAUCAGCUUUCUAAUUAUAAACCUGAGCUUUGACUCUCCAAGAAUGGAAGUUUAGCCAGGCCCACCAUAUGACCUAAAAUUAGCCCCCACAACCCCCUCAGAAAGGAUCACUGCUCCCCUAUAGUAGGCUAACUUGCACACACACAAAUGCACUUACAGUGCGUACUGCGCAUUUCACAACCGAUAGCUACUUUAGAGGCAUCACACACUCCUUGGAGGACAUCUUUUUCUUUACUUUCUUCAAGUGGAUUUUUCUGCUUUAACUUUGGAAACACAAACCCAAAGUGAGGUGGGUGUAUGGCCAUGAUGGAGAGGUUUUGAUUUGCAUCUGCCUGGAGUUGCAUUAUGGCUCUGGGCCAAGCUGUCAACAUGAGUUUAAUGGACAUUUCUAAGAUCUUCUCCCUGCUGCAGCCCAAGGAGGAGGACGAGGACAACGCGCUGUGUCAGGCCUUGAACAGCGCCGUGAGCAGCGACAAUGUGACUCUGCUCUCUGAGCUGCUUUCUCAGGAGAAUUACAGGAGGUGUAUCAAUGCUCGAAGUGGAUGGGGGGUCCCGGUAACCCCGUUACGCACUGCUGCUUCUCUGGGACACUUGAGGUGCCUGGAGGUGUUGUUGGAGAAUGGAGCAGAGAUAGACCUUUUGGACGUGAAGGCCCAGACGCCGCUGUUCACAGCUGUCAGUGGGAAACAUCUGGACUGUGUGGUCGCCCUGCUGAAAGCUGGAGCCGACCCAAAUGGCAGCCAGUACAACAACUGCUCCCCGGUGCUAACUGCCGCCCGAGAGGGUGAUGUAGACGUGCUCCGAGAGCUGCUGCGGUUCGGGGCCGAGGUGGACGUCAAACCCAAAGUCCCAGAGUGGGCGUCUAAUGCCACAGCCUGCAGAGGGCCCCUCUACAUCUCAGCUGUUUACGGACAUUUGGACUGCUUUAAACUGCUCCUUCUCCAUGGGGCCAACCCCAACUACAACUGCACAGAUGAGAAGAUGCUGGCAAGAAUUAAGCAACCAAAGACAGUUCUGGAAGUGUGUCUCCGUUACGGCUGUGGGGUGGAGUACAUUCAGCUUCUCAUAGACUUUGGGGCAGACGUCUACUUACCCACGCUUAUCAUUGACAAAACAACAAAGCAGAAUGAAGCUCUGGUUCUGCUGCUCAAGGAAAGAGUUUGCCCCAAAACACUGAUGUCGCAGACUCGACUGGCAAUUCGAAGAUGCCUCCCAUUUGCGGACAAGGGGUCUGUGAUUGGCAGUUUGGACAUUCCUCUGAUCCUGAAGAACUAUUUAAGGCACGACACCUCUGAACUGGUGUGAUGUUCAUGUCUGGAUGGCUGAUUUCUUAGUUUUUUUGUUCACUUCUUUCCACAA